This is a messenger RNA of Lycium ferocissimum, 1549 nucleotides long. Its product is annotated as polyadenylate-binding protein RBP45-like. The transcript is spliced from 7 exons. The coding region runs from base 1 to 1227 and encodes 408 amino acids. Gene Ontology annotation, molecular function: mRNA binding. The record is from RefSeq and is a predicted model, not a curated record. Gene Ontology annotation, cellular component: cytosol. NCBI's taxonomy places the organism in Eukaryota, Viridiplantae, Streptophyta, Magnoliopsida, Solanales, Solanaceae.
AUGAUGCCACAAAGUGGAGUUGCUCAACCACCAAUGGAUCAACAUCAACAACAACAGUACCAGCAACAACAACAACAACAACAAUGGAUGAUGCCACCUCAGCAACAGCCACAACAGCAACAACCGCAAUUUCAACCUUCUUGGGGUCAACAACAGCAAACUAUGUCUCAACAGUACGGUGCUAAUCCUAGCCCUACCUCUACUGGUAAUCCAAAUGAGGUUCGCUCUCUUUGGAUUGGAGAUUUGCAGUAUUGGAUGGAUGAGAAUUAUCUCUCCACUUGUUUCUAUCACACCGGCGAGCUUGUUUCUGCUAAGGUCAUCAGGAACAAGCAAAGUGGUCAGUCUGAAGGUUAUGGAUUCCUUGAGUUCAGGAGUCAUGCAGCUGCAGAAACUAUUUUACAGACGUAUAAUGGCACCUUGAUGCCAAAUGUGGAACAGAAUUUCCGUAUGAACUGGGCAUCUCUUGGUGCCGGUGAGAGGCGAGAUGAUUCACCCGAGUAUACAAUAUUUGUUGGUGAUUUGGCUGCUGAUGUGACGGAUUAUGUGCUACAAGAGACAUUCAAACCCGUGUAUUCAUCAGUAAAAGGUGCAAAAGUUGUAACAGAUAGAAUCACUGGACGUACCAAGGGAUAUGGAUUUGUCAAGUUCGGUGAUGAGAGUGAACAAUUGCGUGCUAUGACCGAAAUGAAUGGUGUGCUUUGUUCAACUAGGCCCAUGAGGAUUGGCCCAGCUGCGAACAAGAAACCAGUGGGUACCCCACAGAAAGCUACCUUCCAAAAUCCUCAAGCUACUACUCAAGGCGAAAGUGACCCCAAUAAUACAACUAUAUUUGUUGGUGGUUUGGAUCCCAGUGUUGCUGAAGAGCAUUUGCGGCAAGUGUUCUCCCCAUACGGUGAAUUGGUUCACGUGAAAAUAGUGGCUGGAAAGCGCUGUGGCUUUGUUCAGUUUGGUAGUAGAGCUUCUGCUGAGCAGGCUUUGUCAAGCUUGAAUGGAACACAAUUGGGAGGACAAAGCAUUCGGCUUUCUUGGGGGCGUAGCCCCUCUAGCAAACAGUCCGACCAGACUCAAUGGGGUGGUGGUGCUGGGGCUGGGGCUGGUGCUGGUGCUGGUGCGUAUUAUGGGUACCAAGGGUAUGAGGCUUAUGGAUAUGCUCCACCCGCUCAGGACCCUAAUAUGUAUUACGGGAAUUACCCAGGAUAUACGAAUUAUCAGCAGCCACAACAGUGAUGUUGCUUGUUUUCAAGGAGGCAAAGUAGGCGGCGUUCAAGUUUCCAAUGCUUAGGCUGAUGUUUCCAGUCGGUGCGGACUGGUUGUACAAUGAUUUGAUAAACUGAGUGACCGUGUGAGUUUUUGUGGGACAUUUUUCUUUUCUUUGUAAUGUGAGUUUGCUAUUACAUACUAGUACUGAAACCUUUGAGUAGUAUCUUAACCUAAAAUCCAAAUUCUAUGGCCGAUGCUUAUCUAGCUUGUUAUGACAUUGUAUGUGUAAACUUCUCAUGUUGUUUCUUAGCAUUUUCGAUUUGUAGUUUUUGAUUGCUUUUGGUUUAAA